Molecule: messenger RNA, 8211 nt
Organism: Schistosoma mattheei
Lineage: Eukaryota; Metazoa; Platyhelminthes; Trematoda; Strigeidida; Schistosomatidae
Source: the annotation of a GenBank genome assembly
AUGCUAAUCAGUUCAAGUCAACAUUUCAUCAACAUCUACACAUUAAUACUAUCUUUGUUCAUUUUCUUCAUUCACUACAAAUAUUCGUUUCAUAAUGUAAAUGCUGAGAAUUUGAAACCGACACCAUCAGCACAUCAACACUAUGUUAAUUUCAUACAAAAACAACAAGACAAUAAAGAUAUUGACUCAUCAUUAUCAGAUAAUCAUUAUGUCGAUAAGUCAAAUUUACCACAAACAAUUAAUAAUAAUAAUAAUAUGGAUAAUUUCAAAUCAUGUAUAUGCUUCAAAUGGCCAAGUUGUCUUAGCAAUUGUACAAAUGAUCCUUUACUGAAAUCUGUUGUACAAACAGAUUAUGGUUAUUUAUCAAAUGUACCAUUGCCAUUCAUUAUAUUAUUUCCAUAUCAAGCAAGAAAAUCACGUAAUAAUCAUGAUACAUCUACAUUGGGAAGACAAGGUGGCUAUUUUCAAAAUACACGAUUUUGGCUUACCAUGUAUAACCAACAAAAAAUUGUGUUAAAAUUACAAAAAUCUCGAAUAUUUAGUGACGCCGGCAAUUACUCCACUUUGUAUUAUCAAAAGAAAAACGAUGGACAUAUGUAUGAAUUUGAAUCAGAUAAAUUAAAAAACUGCUAUUACACUGGUACAGUAGUGAAUCAAACAGAAGAUUAUUUGAAUUUAGAUACUACUAAAUCUACUAAUUAUGUUGCUGUAAAUACAUGUUUUGGUUUGAAUGGUAUCAUUCAUUAUGCCAAUCAAACAUAUGGUAUACGUCCACUGCAUUGUAAACAAUGUGAUUCUACAGCCAUUCCACACCUACUAUUUCCACAUCGAUCAAAGUUGAUCAAUCGAGAUGUUCAAUUACCAGUAUUUUGGCGCCCUACAGAUAUUUUUAAUAUAAUGAACAGAAAACCUUUAACAAAAGUUGAAGGACCUCGAAUUUACACUAUAAAUCUUGCGUUAACGCUUGAUUAUCAUUUAUUUUCAUCGUUUGGUCAUAAUCUGGAACGUGGUAUUCAUUAUUUAAGCAAUGUGUUAAAUCAAGUAACUAAGUCAUUUCAACAUGUUCCUGUUGAGUUAUAUUUGAUUCAAUCAGAAAUAUGGACUUUAAAAGAUUUAAUUCAAUCAAAUGUUAGCAUUAAAACAACAUUGAAUAAUUUUGCUCAUUUCAUUAUCAAUCGUCGUAGAAAGUAUCAUUCAUCGAUGUUUGCCAAAAAUAAUGUUGUAAAUAAAAGUGAUGUAGUAAUAAUGAAUCCUUCCAUUGGAAAUGAUACAUUUGGGCGUCAUCGUAUUCAUCGAAGAUCAGUUAAUACUGAUAAUGAUGUUCUUCGUAAAAUGUCUUCAUCCACCUCAUCGUCAUCUUUAAAUAAUCCAUCUUUGUAUACAAAACAUUUGAUGUGCAUAGAAUAUAUAGCCAUACCAGAUAGUAUAUGUACACCAAGAGCUAUAGGAAUAAUUCAAGUUAACAAUACCGAUAUGGAUUAUCAUGUAUCCAGAUUGAUCUCUUUGGCUAUUGCGGAAAUUCUUGGCAUUAAAUCAUUUCCAUGUCCUCCAUUGUACAGUUGUUAUUCAUUCGAUCUGUUUUCCGACGGUGAUAAUUCCCGUCUUCGACUUGCUUUAUCAUCUGGUAUGGCUGAUUGUUUACUACAAAAUAUUGCUGUAACAAAGGAUUCUAAAUCUUUUAUCGAUACCUGUGGUAAUGGUCAAAUUGAUCGUGGUGAAGAAUGUGAUCCUGUUGUUCGUCGAAGUUUAAGCUAUUCUUCAAACUUUACUAAUCCAAUGUCUUGUUGUAAUUUGGAUACAUGUUUAGCUUCUGUCUGGGCUAUAUGUACACAUGGUCCAUGUUGUCAUCAAUGUCGUUUAAAACAAAAAGGUAGUGUAUGUCGUCCAGCGUUUGAUCAAUGUGAUCUACCGGAAUUUUGUACUGGUACCCAUCCAUCUUGUCCAUUAGAUUUAUAUUUGGAAAAUGGUUCUCCAUGUUUAACACAAUCAACACAAUCACUAGUUGGUAUUGUAUCCGCAUCGUCAGCCUUGUCAUCCUCAUCCACUACAGCUAUAACAACAACCACCAGUACUACUGUUGUACAGAAAAAUAAUAAUUCAUCAUCAUCACAGUUGAAUUAUUUAGUUGAAAAUCAUAAAUCAUUAUGCUAUCAAGGUCGUUGUCCAACACGUCAUAGUCAAUGUGAAAUGAUUUGGGGUGAACAAGCUACAGAAGCGUCUGAUUAUUGUUUUCAUUUACACAAUACUAAAACUGAUGGAGCUUGUGGUGUACAAGGACAGCAUUGUACUAUUGAACAUGCAAAAUGUGGCCUUUUACAGUGUCAAGGUGGUAGACCUAGACCUGUUUCAUUGGAAGCACAAUCUGGCCAACCAUUUGUUACGUAUACAGAACAUCAAGGACGUCAAUUUGAAUGCAAAUAUCUGUCUCAUACAUCUAAAGUUCGAUUUGUCCCAGAAGGCGCAUCGUGUGCGCCUGAUCGUUAUUGUUUUCAUCAAGAAUGUGUACUACCACAUGUUGUUUUUCAGUCGAUUUGUCCAACUGGUCCAGUAAAUAAACAAUUAGAAAAUGGACAUAUCAUCUAUAAAAAUGUGACAUGUUCUGAUCACGGUUUAUGUACUAAUGCUGGUUUCUGUUUAUGUCAUCCUGAAUGGACUGGUAAUGCUUGUGAAUUAGCAGUAGUUAUUACUAAUAAAUCUAUUACUAUUACAAAUGAUCGAAAUUCCUCCUCCUCCUCAUCAUCAUCAUCGUCAAUAGUUUCAAGUCAAUCAACUAUUAUGAACAAUAUGAAUCCACUGAGUUCAGAAGUUAUUCAUUGGAUAUGGGAUUAUUUAGAACAAAUGCAAAAAUCUUAUGGAAAUUCUCGACAUUUUCAACUUAAACGCUUUAGUCAUAACAAUAACAAUAAUGGUGAGAAUUAUAAAGCCCCAUUGAAUACAUUGUAUUUAGUUUGUAUACUUGGAGUUGUUGUUGGUGGUAUAUUUUUAUUUCUGGCAAUUUUUAUGUUUAUUUACAGACGACGGGGUCGACCUAGUAUUUUCAACAAAUCUUAUUAUAAUAAUCACAAUCAUAGAAAGUUUUGUGCAUUUAGUAGAAAUGGUUGUCGGCGUCGUCGUUGCUGUAAAAUUAAUCAAAGAAAUAAUGAUUUAUUAUCACCAAGAUCUACUAAACAUAAUGGUGGUUCAUUACGCUUAUUUAAUACUAUUGAUUCAAAUUCGACAGAAUGUCAAGAAUUACAAAGUUCCAUGUAUGAUCGAUCUACUGUCGGUGUUGGAGGUAGUAGUUGUAGUAGUCAUGAUAAAUCAGGAUAUGAUCGACAUAGUCGUCUACAUCAUGAUUAUUGUACUAUCAGUAGUAGUAAUAAUCGGAAUGGUGGUAACCAAGAUGAAGAAUGUUCACGACGUGUUCGUAGUCGAACUGAUAAUAGUCGUAAUAGAGAUUUAGAAUGUCGUAAUCAUCGUCAUCAUCAUCAUCAUUCAGAACAUAACAAUGAAAGUAAACAUCGACGUAGACAACAUAAUCGUAAUGGUGGUAGUAGUAGUAGUAAUAGUCAUGGAGUAAAAGAUAAAGAGGAAUUAUCAAGAAAAAAGAAACUUGAUCGUAAGCAUAAAUCAUCUAGCCGAACUAGUGCACCUGGAAGUAGUGAUAUUAAACUAUUGGAUUCAAUUGAAGGACAAUAUGGAAUUAAUUUCUCUGAUACUGAAUUAACUUAUAAACAUUCAAAUAAUAAUAAUGAUGAUUAUCAUAAUCACGAAGAGUUAAAUAAUAGUAUGGAUAGAAUAAUUAAAUUUGGCAGUAUGCCUUCAUAUAAAGAAGAUAAGAUAAAACAAUUGAAACGAACAGCUGAUACACUUCCUCCUUUUAAAUUAUUAAAAAUUAAUAAACAUAAUAUUAAUCAAACAUCUACAUUAUGUGGAUCAGUCAGUGUAACAUCACCGCCAAUAACAACAAUAACUGCUAUUACAUCAUUAAUAUCAUCAUCAUCAUCUACUGUACCUCCGUUAUUUCCAUUCUAUUCAACUGCAUACUCGAAAUCGGUUUCACCUAUGACUUAUUUACCAACUGAUGAUUUAACUACUCAAACUACAAUAUCUAAUUCCAAUCAAAAUUCAUUAUUAUUACACAAUGUAACAACAGCUGCAUUAGUUGGUGCAGGUCGAGCUGGAGCUAAUGCUGCGGCAGCAGUGGCAGCGGCAGCCGCUGCAAACCCCACGGCAGCAGAAGUAACAACAACAACAACAACGACAUUCAUAUCUACUGGAACAUUAGAUGUUAUGUCGUCUAGUAAUAAUGAUAUGUUAAUUGAUACUUGUCCAACAACAGUUUCUCCGGCAGAUACUUCAAAAGAUGCAAUGAAUGAUACGCAGUUUAACAUCAUAAUGGAGAAUUCAUGGCGUCAACCAGAGAAAGGUAUUCUAAAGAAUAAAAAUGAAGGCGGUAGUUACAAUGUGAAUAAUUCGUCGUCGGCCAACACUUCCACUAAUCGUCGACAUCAUAGGAGAUCUUCAUCAUCAAUUAAUCAUAAAAAACAUCAUCAUCAUCGUCAUAGAUCACCAUCAUCAUCGGCAGCAACCGGUAGUCAUCAUCGAUCCAGGCAUAAACAUUCAAAAUCAUCACGUCAUCAUCAUACUACUCAUAAUACUAUGGAUAAUAAUGAUGCCGGUAUUAUGAAAAGAAAUGAUUCAUUCUCUGAUUGUUCUUGCCAUUUACAUGAAAAUGAGAAAAAGUUGAGAAAACAUCAAAAUCAUCAUCAUAAUCAUAGUCGGAGAUUAUCUCGACGGGGUAAUAAUAUUGUAACUAGUCGUUCAAACAGUGUAAAUGACGGAAGUUCACACUUAGAAUUUUGUACAGCGUUAAAUGAUAUUAAUGGUAAUGAUGAUAGAAGCCUAAGUGGUAGUUCAUCUCUAUCAAGUCAUGGUUUAGAAUUUUUAUCAAGUCAUUCAUCAUCAUCGUCAUCAUCAUCAUUAUCUAGAACAUUAGCUACAUCGUCAUCAUCAUCAUCAUCAUCUUCUACAUCAUCAUUUACUGAUUUAAAUUCUCAUUGUCAUCAUCAUCAUCAACUUCGUCGUCAUCAUUCACAUUCUAAUCCUCAUUGUCACAAAGAUCAUGAUAAUAAUGAUGAUGUACAAAGUUUAAGUUCAUCAUUCACUUCAUCUACUACAAGUACUUGUUCAACUGCUUUAGAAGUUAAUGUAAUCAAAUGUAAUAAUUCACAACAACAUCAACAAAAUGGAUUAAUUAAUAAAGAUUCUACUGAUCCUAUAACAACAGAUCAUAAUCGGUCAAAACGAUUUGAUAUUAUAAAUAAUAAAUCAAAUCGUUCAAAUCAACAAUUAAAAAAGAAUUAUGAUUAUUGUUCUGAGAAUUAUCAAACUAUUCAAUGUAUUAAUAAUGAUAAUAGUAUUGGAACCGAUCCUAUUAAUAUUGAAAGAGAGGAUCAACGUAGUUCUCAUCGACACAGUCGUAAACAUCAUCGUCGUCAUUGUCGAUAUCGUAAACACCAUGGACAUCAUAAACGUCAUAGUGAAUCUAAUCAGGAAAUCUCCGGAACAAUUAAUCUUACCGGUGAAUCAUUAGGAUCGUCUUCUAGUACGACUAAUAAUUGUAAUUCUGGAAUUUCCGAAGCAUCUUCAUCAUCUUCUGGACUAACGACAGUCUCUUGUCAUCGUCGACGUUCAAGAACACGAAGUAUAACAGAUGAAGAUUGUACAACUUCCGGUUCACGAAGAAGUAGUCCUUUACCACCAGCCCCAACAAUAUUAUGUAAUGUAGGCCAGCAAACUGAUGAGUUGAGUUUAUUGAAAGUAGCUGGUCUUACAAUAUCGUCUAAAACUGGUGCUAAUUCUGAGUCAGCGAACAAUAAUAUCACGAGUAAUAAUGAAAAUCGUAAAUCUUAUUUAGAUUCUGAAGGUGAAUGGGAAGAAAUUGAAUGUAAUGAAUCAGGUUGUGAGGAAUGUCAAAAUUCAAUUCACACAACAACAACAACAACGGCUACUACUACUACUGAUAAAAGUAUUAAUAGUCAUGGAAAUAGACAAUCGAAACAUUUAACAACUACAUCACCUCCUAUCCUUUCGUCACCUUCUCAUCCAACUAUUAUUCUGCAAAAUAGAAUAAAUCAAUUACAUUCAACAUCAUCGAAUAAUUUCAAUCCAUUAUGUGUAACAUUAAAUAACCAACAACAACCAUUGUAUAAUCUAUCAACUCCCCCGACUAAUUCAUCAUUAUCGAUGAUCAAUAGUAAACAACAAUCGUAUUCAACUAAUUCAUCGUUAGGUUCAUCGAAAACAUCACGAUCUGCUGGUGGAUUUAGUAGUAGUGGUGGAAGUACUGGUUUAGCAAAUUUAUCAUCAAUGCCACUACCUCCUCCAUCAUCUUUAUCAACCAAUAAUCCUACUACUACCAUCACGACAACUACUACUACGAAUACUGGUAAUAAUGAUAAUAAUCAUUCAAAUGUAACUUCUAUGCAAUUACAACAAUACAAACAAUCACAGUUAUCAGGAAUAAAACAACAACAACAAUAUAUCGGUAUGAUGCAUAACAAUAAUCAAACGAAAUUUAAUUCGGAAGAAUAUACUGGUCAACAUAGUGAACCAGAAGUUGAUGCUCAUUUAAACAUUGGAUCAAUGAUAAAUCGUCAAAUAAAUGAACAACAAAAUUUAAUGAAUAAAUUACAAACUGAUUCUAAUCAUCAUCACCAUCAUCAUCAACCACCACCACCACAACAACAACAACAUUAUAAUCCGUUUUAUCUACCAUCAAAAUCAUCUGUAAAGAAUUCAUAUGCUCAAUCAUCAGAAUCACAAUCUCAAUUAAAUAAAUUACUAUUACAUCAACAACAAGCCAACUCAUCCAUUCAAAAUAAUAAUAAUAAUAACAAGCCUAAUUCUUUACAAUUAUUCACUUCACCUGAAAUAAUUCAUAGAAGUGUUAAUAAUAUGACAAACAACAGAUCUGUGUAUGACUCAAGUCUUCAAAUGAUGGAUAAUAAUAAUAAUAAUACUCAUAAUAAUAUACAAGGUAACUUGGAGUUAUACUAUCAACAUCCAUAUGAAGAUGUUGCUACAGAUGAUUAUGCUGAAACUAAUAGUCAAUUAAAUUGUACAUCUCUACCACAAAAUCAAUCUUUUAACCAAUCACUUUUAUCUCACUAUCCACAAAAACAGUUUCAAUCGUAUUUAUCACCAACUGAACCAUCACUACCACCAUUACCACCAACAUUAACACCUACACAACAACAUAUAUAUCAUCAACAUGAUGGUUGUGGUCCAUUAUUAUUACCACCAAUAUCUACUAGUUCUCUGUUGUACAAUAAUGAAGUGAACAAUCGAUUCGGUUAUUCAAGAACGGCAACAUUGGAUGAAGAUGAUAAAUUAAGUUUAGAUGAAGACAGUGAAAUGAUGCACUUUACAAAUUCACAAACGAAUAAUAAUAAUUCGGUUAAUAUUACUAUGACGACAACAACAAUGACUACUAUUACUACCACUGCUACUAAUAUUAGUAAUGAUGGUAAUAAUAAUAAUACUCACUUGAGUAGUAUGUUUAAUCCAUAUACUGUUGCGUUUAUCAAUAAUAGUCCAUCAAAUUAUAUUCAAUCGAAUCCAUCACACCAUACUACUUUAUCACAUUUUAAUCCAUCAUAUUCUGUUUGGAAUACUAAUGAUUCAGUUCAUCAUCGUAUGACUAAUAACAUUAACAACAAAUAUAGAAUAAAUGAUAAUCCGUCAAUCAUUUAUCCUAGUGAUCAAAUGAAUAGUGCCAAAGAUGGUGUUGUUGGUAUUACAGGUUCCAGUGGAAUUACACAUCCUCUAUUAAAUGAUAUUGAUGAUGUAGGCAGUGAUUUUAGUCUGUCUGCUUUUCGUCGUAGUGAUGAUAUUUGUGGCCCUUCAUCGUUGUCAAAUCGAAUAUUCAAUAAUAACAAUGGUAAUAAUAAUGAUCUCAUCAUGAAUAAUCUCCUACCAUCAUCACAAACCACACAAUUACAACAUAAUAAUUAUCAACAACAAUCUACGGAACAUCAUAGUUCUAGUGAUAUUGCUGGCAUGAUGGAUGUUCGUAGUAAUGAUGGAACAUGUGAUGAAUCAGAUGCUAGUUCACUACCGGAACAAGGCUGUGAUUUAAUGCAUUUAGCUCAAUUACGUAUAUCAGCUAGACCGAAUCCACUAUUAAACGAUUUAGCAAAACAACAGGUACAAAGAAACAACAAGUAG